CCCUGGCAGUAAUUGCCCGUGCACCUGCGGCACAUCUGCACCGCACCACUACAAACUCUCGGAGAUUUCCAGGCCUUGAAAAGUUCCGGCAACUCUCGCAAGCUGAUCAACUUAUGGCAUACUCCAUUGUUCAUGCUCCAAAUCUACCGUGGAUGUUGAAUCCAUGUUCACUACACAGUUCCUUGAUUAGCCCGAGCCCACGCAGCCAGACCAUAAUCUGGAUGCCAUGAGUGUCCAUUCGUUUGACCAUGCGCAGCCCGCAGACCUACCGUCCCCCUCCCAUCACAUAGAUGAUAUUGAAGCCAACCCACGUUCUCAAGAUCCACCAAUUUCGCCAACCACGAGGUCGCCCCCUUCGCCGGAUGCGUUCACCACGGCGGCGCGGCAUAACUCUCGGGAGACGGUCAAGAAUCGCAGGCGGCGCUCGACUACCGCUCGCUCAUACUACCGCGAAGAUGGCCCUCAUGAUCAGAACUGGCAGCCUGGCGAGGAGCCAGGCAUUGAUCCCAACAAACCACUGCCGGCGUAUAACGCCGAAUGGAUGACCAAUACCGCUGCUGACCUGUACAGACGCUGUGAGAUCUCAGUGGUGGACUUUUCUCAACAUGAGAUGCGCCAAUACAUUCUCGACAACGAUACGCUGGAAUCUUUCCUUGCGCGCGAGAGGGAGCCUUGGGUCCAGUGUCGGUGGAUCAAUGUCAACGGACUGAGCUGGGAUGUGAUUCGCAUUCUUUCCAACCACAAAUGCCUGCACCGGCUCGCGAUCGAGGAUCUGAUCAACGAGACCAAUCGCACCAAGGUGGAUUGGUACUCUGAUCAUGCGUACAUCGUUCUCAAGCUCCAGAAGCUAAUCAAGCUCACAGAAGAAGAGGAUGGCAGUGACACGGACGAGAGCAGUGACGGUGGACACGGACCGUGGAUGAGCGAUCGCAAAAGCUCGACUGCCAGCACAAUGUCCCUGAAAAGGCCGACCAAACGCACUUUGGUUCUGGAGGCUUUGAAGGAUAUUUUCCGACCCAAGUCUCAAGAUCGAGAUACUUCAGGGCGACGCACUUCUAGUGGACUAGGGCACACUACCUCGAAAGCGUCCGGUCUAAGUGACCUUACAGAGAAAGAGCUCCCACCGCGCAGCAUUCAGCGACUGCGUGGUGGGCCGAACGAAGACCGAAUUGCCUUCUUGGAACGGCACGCCAUCCUAGCCGCGAAGAGGUUAUGUGUUACGCUCGAGCAGGUGUCAAUCUUCCUGCAUGCAGAUAACACAGUGACCUCGUUCUUUGAGAACAGCGCAGACGACAUCGAAGCUCCGAUUGUGAGACGCCUCAGCUCCCCUGAGACCAUUCUACGUCAAUCGUGCGAUGCAAGCAUGAUUGUGCAAGCGGUACUCGAUGCCAUCAUCGAUCUUGCUAUACCAGUGACGACGGCGUAUCAAGAUGUGAUGGGUGAUUUGGAACUGGAAGUCUUGACCGAUCCUGACGUUGAUCAAUCCAAGAGCCUCUACGUUCUCACGUCUGAGAUCGCUAUUUUGCGUAAUUUCAUGCAACCGAUCGCCACGAUUAUCAACGCACUCCGAGACCAUCGUUCGGAACCAAUUCAGACUCCUGGCUUGGGAGCAUUCAAGAAUAUCGGCACAAAUACACCUACAGGUGAUGGGGCGCCAUACAUAGGGACCGCCACGCCCAAUUUGAAAAGUCUAGGUGGUUCGAGCGUAUCGAUUAGUCCUCUAUGCCAUACCUACCUCGGUGAUGCGCUGGACCACUGUAUCACCAUCGUCGAAGGCUAUGAUCAAAUGCGAAGAGCUGCCGAUAACAUGAUAGAUUUGAUUUUCAACACGAUUGGUGCAUAUCAGAAUGAGAGCAUGAAGCAACUCACCCUAGUGACGUGCUUCUAUCUCCCUCUGACUUUCUUGACGGGUUAUUUUGGAAUGAACUUCGAUGAGUUUUCUGGCAUUCAUCAUAGCGAUUCAUACUUCUGGAUGAUUGCGGUCCCAUUCGUGUUUGCGACGACCAUGUUCUUGAUGCGCGACAAACUUCAGCGCUACAUGGUGUUGCUCGCACAGAAACGCCUAAUCACCAGCUCCAGGAAGAGGCGACAGAGGAAACAGGCCACGGAAAAGACAUGAGCCUGCACUCCGACUUUCUCCGCUCGAUGUUUUCGGAUAUCCAAGUGCAAUUAGCACAAUAUUACCCAUCUUCUGGUUGUAUAGAUGACCUCAUGCCCUGCAUAGCA
Aspergillus homomorphus CBS 101889 is the source of this 2226-nucleotide messenger RNA. Its product is annotated as putative CorA family metal ion transporter. Gene Ontology annotation, molecular function: magnesium ion binding; magnesium ion transmembrane transporter activity; cobalt ion transmembrane transporter activity. The record is from RefSeq and is a predicted model, not a curated record. Gene Ontology annotation, biological process: transmembrane transport; metal ion transport. Gene Ontology annotation, cellular component: membrane. NCBI's taxonomy places the organism in Eukaryota, Fungi, Ascomycota, Eurotiomycetes, Eurotiales, Aspergillaceae. The transcript is spliced from 5 exons. Bases 227 to 2119 code for a protein of 630 amino acids.